AUGUUUGAUUCAAUUGCUGCAACUUUGAUUCUGGGUUACCGUCCGGUUUGCGGUGGGAAUUUGAUUAGGGAUGUGAAUGGAAAGAGGAAAUCUUUCAAUACUUGCAGGUUUCCACCAGGUGAGUUUCUUGGUGGAAAGGUUGUUGUUUCACUGCCUUUGGUUAAAUCGAAGCGAGAUGGGUUCUUGUUGGCUUCGUCAAUUAAGGCUCUCGCGGUGGAGCUUACGAGAGAAGUCUAUGCGUAUAGGGAGGAUAGAUUGCCAAAGAAAGGGAAUAGUAAGAUUGACAGUGGUUUUGAUCGAAGGCCUGAUUUGUGGCCACCGGAGAAUCGAGCGGAUAAGCCUUCGCUGAGAAACCCGUUGCUUAGACAGGAGAGGAUGGGAUGUGGUUGGUUGGGGGCUAUAUUUGAGUGGGAGGGGGUUCUCAUUGAAGAUAACCCGGAUUUAGAGAAACAAGCUUGGCUUGCACUUGCGCAAGAGGAAGGAAAACCGUCUCCUAUGGCUUUUGUGAUCAAGAGAAUUGAAGGUAUGAAGAGUGAACAGGCGAUUUCGGAAGUGUUGUGUUGGUCUAGGGACCGGACUGAGCUGAGAAGAAUGGCGAAUAGAAAGGAAGAAAUCUACCAAGCUUUGCAAGGUGGGAUUUAUAGUUUCAUGCCUGGGUCGAAAGAGUUUGUCGGUGUUUUGAUGCAUUAUAAGAUACCGAUGGCUUUGGUUUCUACGCGGCCUAGAAAAGUUAUCGAGUUUGCUAUGGGGGAAAUUGGCAUAGUAGGAAACUUCAAUGUUAUUGUUGCGGCCGAGGAUGUUCACAGGGGAAAGCCUGAUCCUGAGAUGUUUGCGUAUGCAGCUCAGCUUUUGAACUUCAUACCUGAAAGGUGCAUUGUGUUUGGAAACUCAAAUCUAACCGUGGAGGCAGCACAUGAUGCACAGAUGAAGUGUGUUGCUGUUGCUAGCAAGCAUCCCGUGUACGAGCUUCGGGCUGCAGACUUGGUUGUGAGGCGCUUGGAUGAGCUUUCAGUGGUUGAUUUGAAGAAAUUGGCAGACAUUGAGACAUCUGAAUUUGGGUCACCACAGCCUCAGAUGGAGUUGGAAGAAUCAUCUGAUGACGACAGUUUCUGGUAA
Messenger RNA from Vicia faba (fava bean), 1116 nucleotides. NCBI's taxonomy places the organism in Eukaryota, Viridiplantae, Streptophyta, Magnoliopsida, Fabales, Fabaceae. The record is from the annotation of a GenBank genome assembly.